Messenger RNA from Drosophila novamexicana, 2236 nucleotides. It is a transcript of the gene gudu, whose product is annotated as armadillo repeat-containing protein gudu. Lineage: Eukaryota; Metazoa; Arthropoda; Insecta; Diptera; Drosophilidae. Gene Ontology annotation, molecular function: protein binding. The coding region runs from base 111 to 2111 and encodes 666 amino acids. The transcript is spliced from 3 exons. The record is from RefSeq and is a predicted model, not a curated record.
GCUACACAAAAAUUCAUGAACAAGCAAUUUCUACAACAGCAAAAGCCCAUCACUGAGCACUUGUAUAUGACAAGUUAAAUAUAAGUAUAUAAAAAAACUUGUAUUCCACGAUGAUUGGCACCGGAGCGCCACGCCGUCCACGAAAGAUCCGCGAACAGUGCGGCUCCUGUCCAGAUCGUUUCUCUCGGGACAAGCGUCAAGUGGUUGCCGAAGAUUCCGAUACCACAGAAGAGGAAUCCUCAACGGAUGAGGAGGAACGCUGGAAGGACGUGGCCCGAGCUGCCGAAAUACCCGCCGAAUACUACAACAUCCAGAAGCUGGUCAAAUACAUCAAGGCGGGCAAUCAGACAGCCACAAUAGUAUCCCUCUGCUGCCUGCAGGACUACGAUCUGCGCACACAAAUCAAUCAGUUCGCUAUCCAAGACAUUGGUGGACUGGAUGUCUUGGUCAACAUACUCGAGUGCAGCGAUACCAAAUGCUGCCUGGGCGCACUUACCGUCCUCUCCGAUAUAACGCUGAACAUUGACAUACGCAAAACGAUUGUGGAUCUCGAUGGGAUACCGUUGAUUGUCGAUAUUCUGAGCUCGUCCAUGAAGGAUUUGAAAACCAUGGCCGCCGAAACCUUAUCGAACGUGAGCAAAGUGCGUCUGGCACGCAAAUAUGUGCGCCGAUGUGGCGGCAUAUCCAAGCUGGUCGAUCUGCUGGACAUCAAAAUGAGCAUACUGCAAACGCCGCGCAGUCAACUUACCCUUGAGGAAAUCGAAUUCCUGGACAUGGCCCGAGCCGGCUCGCGUGCCCUUUGGACGCUGGCCGACUCCAAGCACAAUAUGGAACAGAUGCGGAAGAGUGGCAUUGUGCCCCUAAUGGCCAACCUACUGAAGUCCGUUCAUAUCGAUGUGGUCAUACCGAUAAUGGGCACUGUCCAAAAAUGUUCGUCGGAGCCAAAAUUUCAGCUGGCCAUCACCACCGAGGGCAUGAUUGCGGAUAUUGUCAACCAUUUGAAUUCGGAGUGCAUUGAUCUCAAGGUAGAGGGCAGCACGGCGCUCUAUAAAUGCGCCUUUGAUGCAACCACCCGGGAUUUGGUACGCGAGGCGGGCGGACUGGAGCCGCUGGUUGGCAUCAUCAAGGACAAGACGGUGCGCGAUAAUAAGCCACUGAUCCGGGGUGCAACGGGCGCCAUUUGGAUGUGCGCCAUGUCGGAUUUGAAUGUCGAGCAAAUGGACGACAUGAAUGUCAUUCAUCAUCUGGUAGCCCUGCUCGCCGAUGAGUGCGACGAGGUCUUGACCAAUGUCACGGGCGCUUUGUCCGAAUGCGUACGCUUCCAAAAUAAUCGUGUCCAAGUGCGCAAUGCUGGCGGCCUGCCAGCCAUGGUUGCUCUGCUCAACUCUUCGCAUUCGCCGCUGCUCGAGAACCUGGCCAAGGCGAUUAAGGAGUGCGCCGAGGAUCCGGAGAGCAUGCGCAUUUUGGAGCAAUUGGAUGCAGUGCGUCUGGUCUGGUCACUGCUAAAGAACACCAGUCCUCGGGUGCAGGCCCAUGCCGCCUAUGCGAUUUGUCCUUGCGUGAAGAAUGCCACCGACUCGGCGGAGCUGGUGCGCAGCCUGGUAGGCGCCAUGGAGCUGGUGGUGGGUCUGCUCAAGUCCAAGGAAAUCAUGGUGCUGUCGGCGGUGUGUGCGGCCAUCGCUACGAUUGCCUUGGACCAAACCAAUCUGGCCAUUCUCACAGAUCUGCGUGUCAUUUACAAGCUGGCUGAUCUGGUCAACACCACGGACGACAUGCUGCGCAUGAAUCUGGCAGCGGCCGUCGCAGCGUGCGCCUGUUUUGGCAACAACACCGAGGAGCUGGGACGUCUGCGCACCGUUACACCCAUUGUCACCUACAUGACCAGCGACAAUCCCCUGGUGCAUCGCACCACGGCCAUGGCCCUCGAGAAACUCUCUAUGGAUCCACAGAACUGCAUUACCAUGCACCAGAGCGGAGUGGUGCCCUUCCUGCUGGAGUGCAUUGGCUCCACCAACAAGGAGCUGCAACUCGCCGCCGCUGGCUGCCUCCGCAACAUACGUGAGCUCGCCCUGCGCGCCGAGGAGUAUAUGCUUAAGAUUGACGAUGAUUAGCCCGGCUCUCCGAGAGAAUCUCUUGGCUGCAAUGUCCAAUGUAAUGUCUUUCAUAUUAUUUAUGCGUUCACUGUUCAAAUUGUUGCAAGUGCAAAUAAAUGUAGCCCAAAAGCGUCUACAAAAUU